CCCGCCCCAUGACCGUGACCGUGACUGUGGCCGUGACCGAGGGCUGCACGGGGGCCGCGGCGCGACGGGAGCGAUGGGGGAGGAGGAGGCGGGGGUGCGGCCCGAACUGGUGCGCGAGGCGGAGGUCAGCCUGCUGGAGUGCAAGGUGUGUUUCGAGAGGUUCGGCCACCGGCAGCAGCGGCGCCCGCGCAACCUGCCCUGUGGCCACGUGGUCUGCCUGGCCUGCGUGGCCGCCCUUGCGCACCCGCGAUCGCUGGCCUUCGAAUGUCCCUUCUGCCGGCGGGCCUGCAGAGCCUGUGACACCAGCGACUGUCUUCCGGUGUUGCACCUUUUGGAGCUCCUGGGCUCCACGCUUCGCGCGUCCCCGGCUGCCCUCAAUGCCGCCCCCUGCGCGCCCGGGGUGCUCACCUGUCACCACGCCUUUGGCGGGUGGGGGACCCUGGUGAACCCCACGGGGCUUGCACUGUGUCCCAAGACCGGACGGGUCGUGGUCGUGCACGAUGGUAAGAGGAGGGUUAAGAUCUUUGACUCCGGAGGAGGUGGUGCACACCAGUUUGGAGAGAAGGGGGAUGCAGCGCAUGACGUGAAGUACCCACAGGACGUCGCCGUCACCAACGACUUCCACGUGGUUGUCACCGACGCUGGCGACCGCUCCCUCAAAGUGUUUGAUUUCUUUGGCCAGAUCAAGCUGGUUGUGGGAAAGCAGUUUUCCCUGCCUUGGGGUGUGGAGAUCACCCCUCAGAACCAGGUCCUGAUGACUGACACAGAGGCAGGGACCUUGCACUUGCUGGAAGUGGACUUCCCCGAAGGGGUCCUUCGGAGGACUGAGAGAUUGCAAGCUCAACUCUGCAGUCCCCGUGGUGUGGCUGUGUCUUGGCUCACCGGAGCCAUCGCAGUCCUAGAGCACCCCUGGCCCUUGGGGACAUCAGGCAACAACACACGGGUGAAGGUGUUCAGCGCCACUAUGCAGCUGAUUGGCCAGGUGGAUAGCUUCGGACUGAACCUCCUCUUUCCCUCUAAAAUAACUGCCUCAGCUGUAGUCUUCGAUCCCCAGGGAAAUGUGAUCGUCGCAGAUACCUGCGGACCAGCCAUCAUAUGCUUGGGGAGACCUGAGGCGUUUCCGGCCCUGAAGCCCAUGAUCACGUAUGAUCUGUCUCGUCCUGUGGCACUGGCCUUCACCAAGGAGAAUUCUCUUCUUGUGCUGGAUACGGCUUCCCACUCUGUAAAAGUCUUUAAAGCGCUGGAUGGUGCCAGUGUUUCCUCCUCCACAGGUACUGGGGACAUCCCUGAGUGAUGUUUGAGCAAAGCCUGGAGAGCCACUGCCUGCUGGUGGCAUGGACAGCUGAGACUCUUCUGUUAGUUAGGAGAUGUCGUCCCGGCACAUUCAUGGCAGGAACAUUCAUGGCACGAAUGGUUUCGUUUGCUCUGUGGUCUUCUCUGCCACCUAAAGUGCUUUGUGAUGGGAGUUUUCUCUGUGUGCUUUAAAAUGUGGUUCUGACGCUGUCUGCUCAAUAAACAGUUGCCUCGUCCCUUCA
Messenger RNA from Arvicola amphibius (Eurasian water vole), 1535 nucleotides. RefSeq names its product NHL repeat containing E3 ubiquitin protein ligase 1 (gene Nhlrc1). The coding region runs from base 74 to 1294 and encodes 406 amino acids. Gene Ontology annotation, molecular function: translation repressor activity; protein binding; ubiquitin protein ligase activity. NCBI's taxonomy places the organism in Eukaryota, Metazoa, Chordata, Mammalia, Rodentia, Cricetidae. The transcript is spliced from 2 exons. Gene Ontology annotation, biological process: protein polyubiquitination; negative regulation of translation; proteasome-mediated ubiquitin-dependent protein catabolic process. The record is from RefSeq and is a predicted model, not a curated record.